AUGACGACGCCUGCGAUCCGGAUCCCCUUUACGGGCCCGCUACCGCCAGCCAUUAUAGUCCCAGCGUCUGCCAGUGCUCUUGCUGGCGCCAUUGAUGCCGUCAGCACUUUUUUGACAGCGCCACCCUCGCCCAGCCUUCGGGGCGUUGACGUGGGGAGACACUCCCAGACCGUGCUCCUCACAGGUGCAGGGAUCUCGGUCGCGUCUGGCUUGUCAGAUUAUCGCGGCGAGCAAGGUACCUACCGACGAAACGCAUCCUACCGUCCGAUCUACUUUCAUGAGUUUGUCUCGCACCAUGAGUCUCGCAAGCGGUACUGGGCGCGCAGCUUUGUCGGCUGGCCCGGUCUCGUGAAAGCACAUCCCAACUCCACGCACUGGGCAAUCCGAGACCUCGGCGCCAAAGGAUAUAUUAGUUCUGUGGUGACGCAGAAUGUCGAUUCGUUCCACUCGCUCGCUCACCCGGAGCUGUCCACCCUUGAACUGCAUGGUUACCUUCGAUCCGUCGUCUGUACUAGCUGUCGGCACGAACUCCCGCGAGUGGACUUUCAGGCAUCUUUGGAGAAGCUCAAUCCGGCGUGGGCAGAGUUUCUGGCCCGAAUGGUGGAAAUGGGUGCGCUCGACACUGAUAACCCGGACGAGCAGCGGCGGAAAGGCCUCAAGCUCAACCCGGACGGCGAUGUCGAUCUCGCGGAAGCGCCGUAUUCCACGUUCCGAUACCCGGCCUGUCCGGCGUGUUUGGAGCACCCUCCCCUUCUCCAGGAUGGGGCCAGAGCCCGAGUAGAGGUAGAGGGCGACGGCGCAUGGAUCCCGACCUCCAAUGCCGGCAUUCUGAAACCUGCGGUGAUCAUGUUUGGAGAAAACAUCAACCCAGGCGUCAAAACAGCGGCUGAAGAGGCGAUUGACGAUGCCGGGCGGCUAAUGGUUCUGGGCAGCAGCCUUGCUACCUACUCAGCGUGGCGCCUGGUGGAACGAGCUUACAAACGCGGUAUGCCCAUUGGCAUUGUCAAUGUCGGCGGGGUCAGGAACGAAGCCAUUCUUUUUGGGAAUCUUGAACAGGACUCUGCGCAUGUCCGGUGUAGCCAUCCCGCGCAAUCGGUUCUGCCGGGUGUUGUAUCGCGACUGUCGGUCAAUACCAUCUAG
Molecule: messenger RNA, 1140 nt
Organism: Penicillium alfredii
Lineage: Eukaryota; Fungi; Ascomycota; Eurotiomycetes; Eurotiales; Aspergillaceae
Product: putative SIR2 family histone deacetylase
Exons: 1
Coding region: 1-1140 (379 amino acids)
Molecular function (GO): NAD+ binding
Source: RefSeq, a predicted model, not a curated record